CCACAAAAGGGUACUUCACACCUUUCACUUUUUCCCCAGGACCGAAGAUUCCGCCAUAUAUAAAGGUCUGGGUUCCGCUGCCCAAAAGAUUGGGGCUCUUCUCUUUCUUCCAUCUUGCAGCUGGUCAUCGCUGGAAGAAUCAAACUCUCUUUCUCGUCCUUUGUCUACCGCCGACUGCGUUCGUAUCAGUCAUAUCGUAUCAGCAGCCCCCACAGAACCGCAGGUUAAAAUUCGAGUUCGAGUCAAGUUUGAGUGGAAGAAAUCAGCGUCAUGGCUUUAACGAUAGCACAACACCCAAUACUAGUCAGAGACCACGCAUCGCGCGUAACACGGGCGGGAUCAGUCCUCGUCGACUCAACCAACGUGCACCGUCGUAUCAGGCCUUCAUCAUCGACAAAGCACUACAACCCUCUUUUCCCAUUUUGCUCCCGUCCGUGCAAAGCCCCACCUACCCUUUCCCUUUCAUCGACAUGUGCCAGCUCCUCGCAAUCGCGGGCGCUCUUACCAUCUCCGCCAGAUCUCCCAGAUGUCCGGAGCGUCAUACCCUUCCCUUCCGUGUCACUCGCAGAUGAUGUUGCUAGCAUAAUCGACGUCGAUAUGUUUGAUGGGACGAUCGAUAGCGUUGAUCCGCAGUCUUUCCCAUCAGCCUCGUUUUCACCGUGUAAUGACACCGCCUCCCCAUGCUCCGCGCAGACUCGUCUUCGCAAGCGGCGAUCCCAAGCCAUCGCCACACUCUCCCAGCCAAAAGGUCCCAGACGGGACAAAAAGGCCAAGUCAAGGGAGAAUAGCAGAUCUGGGAGUGCAGAUGCGACCGUGCGCAAGCGGUCUCGUAAGAGUUGGCGCCAAGUUGCGGACUUGAUGUUCCUUGCUACCGUCCAUCGCAGCCUCGUGUCGAACGUCUGCGGUACUGAUCCGUGGGAUUGUGUUAGUGAAGAGGAUGUUGCGCCAGUAGAUGCACAGACCCUUGAAGGGCAGGAUGUGCUCCUGGCGCGCAGGAUACAGACACGAUUGAUCGAAUUUGGAUGCUCGUUGAUUAUUGACGGCGUCCCGGCGGUGCCUCGCGAUAAUGACGUGUCUAUUCCUCCUCCUUGCGCACCGGAAAAGUCAUCUCAAUUUAUACGUUCCAACACGAUCCUAAACCUCGGCAGUUCACCCUCCGACACGCCCUCACCACGAUCAUCCCCACCGCCCACAAGCAUCCCCAUACCCCCAGUCCUCACUAUGCCCCAGCUCGUCGCCACGUUGAUGAUGCGACAUAACGACCGAUGUAGCACGCGUUCCCGCUCGAGCUGGCGAGCUCGUCGUGCUGAACUCUCUUCUGGUCACUUCGUCCAGCGGAAGUCACCCCUGUUUGCAGCUAGCUGACUUGCACGCGUCUUCGCCGUCGUGGCAUCGUAUCUUUGCCACGAGGCGCCAUAUAUUUGCCAUGAGGCAUCUAUCUUUGUUUUAUAUCUUCACGACGUUUCACGGGCGCUACGACACAUCAUACUGUGUAUUGAUAGUCUUUUAAUUCUUUGCGGAGCAUGGUUGAGUACAUGUAACGCUAAUUUGUGGUCUUGCUUGCGAGAUCUACGUAGUGCUAUGCAAUUCAACGCGUAAUGAUACUGAAUC
Suillus paluster is the source of this 1611-nucleotide messenger RNA. RefSeq lists its product as uncharacterized. The transcript has 2 exons. The coding region runs from base 271 to 1365 and encodes 364 amino acids. Lineage: Eukaryota; Fungi; Basidiomycota; Agaricomycetes; Boletales; Suillaceae. The record is from RefSeq and is a predicted model, not a curated record.